This is a messenger RNA of Tarenaya hassleriana, 2083 nucleotides long. RefSeq names its product delta(24)-sterol reductase. Gene Ontology annotation, molecular function: FAD binding; oxidoreductase activity, acting on the CH-CH group of donors, NAD or NADP as acceptor. The record is from RefSeq and is a predicted model, not a curated record. Gene Ontology annotation, biological process: steroid metabolic process. Gene Ontology annotation, cellular component: membrane; cytoplasm. NCBI's taxonomy places the organism in Eukaryota, Viridiplantae, Streptophyta, Magnoliopsida, Brassicales, Cleomaceae. Bases 185 to 1870 code for a protein of 561 amino acids. The transcript has 3 exons.
CUUUCUUUUCUUCGCUAGAUUUCUCAAACUUCCCUCCCUCCCUCUCAUUCUCUCUCUGGAUCUCUUUCUUUUCUUCGCUAGAUUUCUCAAACUUGCAAAUUCAUCUUAUGUGUUGAAAAGGGUUUCUAAAUUUACCAACUCUGGUUUGAAUUUCAGCGAGAUUUCGGCUUCCUAACUUCCCAAAAUGUCGGAUCUUGAGGCACCUCUUGUACGGCCUAAAAGAAAGAAGGUGUGGGUUGACUAUUUCGUCCAGUUCAGAUGGAUCAUUGUCAUUUUCGUCGUCCUUCCAAUUUCAGCUACCAUCUACUUCCUGAUGUAUCUCGGGGAUGUUUGUUCGGAGAUGAAGUCAUACAAGAAACGCCAGAAGGAACACGACGAAAACGUUAAGAAAGUCAUCAAAAGACUCAAGGAGAGGAACCCAUCAAAGGACGGGCUAGUUUGCACUGCACGCAAACCUUGGAUUGCUGUGGGAAUGAGGAAUGUGGAUUACAAGAGAGCUCGCCAUUUCGAGGUCGACUUGUCUGCUUUCCGCAACGUCUUAGAGAUUGACAAAGAGAGAAUGAUUGCUAGGGUUGAGCCUCUCGUCAACAUGGGUCAGAUCACCCGUGUCACCGUUCCAAUGAACCUAUCCCUUGCUGUUGUGGCCGAGCUUGAUGAUCUCACUGUUGGUGGACUCAUCAAUGGCUACGGUAUUGAAGGAAGCUCCCAUAUCUAUGGUUUGUUCGCUGAUACAGUUGAGGCAUACGAAAUUGUUCUAGCAGAUGGGACACUUGUACGGGCCACAAGGGACAACGAAUACUCCGAUCUUUUCUAUGCUGUUCCAUGGUCUCAAGGAACCCUUGGGCUCCUUGUCGCUGCCGAGAUUAGGCUUAUACAUGUGAAAGAGUACAUGAAACUUACAUACAUACCAGUUAAGGGUGAUCUUAAAACCUUAGCCCAGGGUUAUAUUGAUUCUUUCGCGCCUAGAGACGGGGACCCUGAGAAAAUCCCGGAUUUCGUUGAAGGCAUGGUUUACACUGCCAACGAGGGGGUGAUGAUGACGGGAAAAUACGCUUCCAAAGAAGAAGCUAAGAAGAAAGGAAACAAGAUCAACAAUGUCGGGUGGUGGUUCAAGCCAUGGUUCUACCAACAUGCUCAGACCGCGCUGAAGAAGGGAGAGUUUGUCGAGUACAUUCCUACUAGGGAAUAUUACCACAGGCACACUCGGUGUUUGUACUGGGAAGGGAAACUUAUCCUCCCGUUCGGUGACCAGUUCUGGUUCAGGUUCCUCUUCGGUUGGUUGAUGCCCCCCAAAGUUUCCCUCCUUAAAGCUACUCAAGGUGAAGCCAUCAGAAACUACUACCAUGAGAUGCAUGUCAUCCAGGACAUGCUCGUUCCGCUCUACAAAGUCGGAGAUGCCCUUGAAUGGGUCCACCGCGAGAUGGAGGUAUACCCCAUUUGGCUUUGCCCUCACAAGUUGUACAAGCUCCCGGUGAAAACCAUGAUUUACCCGGAGCCGGGCUUUGAGUACGAAAACAGACAGGGAGACACUGACGAUGCCCAGAUGUACACUGAUGUCGGUGUCUACUAUGCCCCAGGUCCUGUCCUAAGAGGUGAGGUUUUCGACGGGUCAGAGGCUGUUCGCAGGAUGGAGCAAUGGCUGAUCGAGAACCAUGGGUUCCAGCCUCAGUACGCAGUGUCAGAACUCGACGAAAAGAGCUUCUGGAGAAUGUUCGACGCUGACUUGUACGAGCACUGCCGCAGGAAGUACAAGGCUAUCGGGACGUUCAUGAGCGUGUAUUACAAGUCGAAGAAGGGUAGAAAGACCGAGAAGGAAGUCCGAGAAGCCGAGCAAGCUUGCCUCGAGACACCUUAUGCCGAAGCCAACUGAUUUGGUUGAUGAGUGAGUUUAGUGUCUUUGCUUUUCUCUCCCGCGGAUUAGAUUUUCCUCUGUUUCUUUUCUUGCUUUGUGUUUUUCUGAGUUUGUGGAUCUUUAUAUUUCUGUUGCGUUGAAGACAAAAACUGUUGUUGCUGCUGCUGUUCUUGUUCGAAUGCUUUUGACUGAAUUUAGGGUUUCCAGACUUUGUUGGAUUGUUGAUUAGAA